Bicyclus anynana (squinting bush brown) is the source of this 4177-nucleotide messenger RNA. RefSeq names its product tetratricopeptide repeat protein 37. Bases 169 to 3975 code for a protein of 1268 amino acids. The transcript has 2 exons. Gene Ontology annotation, molecular function: protein binding. Gene Ontology annotation, cellular component: Ski complex. The record is from RefSeq and is a predicted model, not a curated record. Lineage: Eukaryota; Metazoa; Arthropoda; Insecta; Lepidoptera; Nymphalidae.
UUGACAUUGACAGUGACAGCCGGCCAAUAAUCGCUAAUCGGCUUUAUUAAAAAUAAAUGUUUUUUUCUUAGAAAAUACAGAAUUGAAUUGAGGAUUUGAGAUUCACCUUAUCUUAAAGAAUAGAAACUGAAAGAAGAAGCUGCAUGUUAUUGCAAAUAAAAUUUUACAAUGACUGAUAUAAAGUCCUUAUUAAAAGAGGCAAGAAAAUUAAUUGACGACAAGGAGUUCAAAGAAGCUCAAGAAUGUUGCAAAAAUAUAUUGAGAAAAGAUAAACAGAAUUAUUUGGGAUUAGUUCUGUUAGGUAAAUCUUUACAGGAGACUGAUCAAGCUGCAUUAGCAUUUCAAAAAGCCAUAUCAAGUAAACCUGAUCACCCAUUAGCUUGGCAAGGUCUUGCUAAUUAUUAUGAACGAAAAGAGGACAGUACAUCAAAAAUCAAGCUUAUUACUGUCUAUGAUGAAAUUUUAAAACUUCAAGUAGAAGAGGAGAAGGCUUUGGAAAUCAUAACCAAGCUUGGCCAGCUUGGAUGCUCUCUAAAUGAUAACCGGAUAAUAAGUAUACUUAUAAAUUAUUUGGAUAAGAAUUUGGAUGAUAAGAUAUUUUCUGCUGCAGUUCAUCAGCUUGUUGAAUUGUUAAAAGCAAAUGAGUCUUGUAAAGAUGAAGACAUACCAAGAGUUAUCAAUCACUUAUCUAAACUUAUAGAAAGAGAUCCUAAUGAAACAUUGCAUAUUUUACUAGGGAAAGUGAUCCUGCAGAAGAAUAAUUUUAUUGAUUCAAUGAGGGAGGUCAUGAACUUAAAUUAUUUUGUACCUAGUGUCACUUUCAGAGAAUGGCUUUGUAAGUAUUUGUGUACUUAUUAUGUCCAACACAAUACUUUUUCUGGAUUUGACAUUGAGGCACACAUAAAUGAAAUAACAGUAGGAAUUGAAAAUUCUAAAUAUCCUGCCCUAUUAAGAAGUAUGAUAUCAUAUGAUAAAGGAUUAUUUGUUGAUGCUUACAAACAAUGUGUUCCAAUUGUAAAUUACCAGGAAGCAGAUAUCACUGAAGCUACUUUCAUCAUAAGAUGUACAUUCAAGUUAAAAAAGUUCUCAGUGGCACAAAAAUUGGCAACAAAUUUCUUGAUAAAAGUUAAAGAUCAAUCUUUUGCAGUUACUUUAAAAAAAUUUCUAUUUUUGUCAAUAGCUGAACAACAAAAAUGGAAACAAGCUAUUGUGAUUGCAAGUGAACUACCUAUUGACUGCUUGGAUAUCAGUGAACAGGCAAUACUUGCAAAAUGUUUUAUAGAAGUUAAUGAUAAUGCUGAUCAUCUAAUGGAAAACCUUAGAGAAACAAACCAUUAUAAACAAUUGGAAGCUAUCUCUCUUAUUAAACAAGAGAAAUAUGAAGAUGCAAUCAAAUUAUUGGAAGAUUCAUCAGAAAAUCAUCUUAAUUUAUUUUACAUAGGAAAAGCAUAUUGGAAUUUAGAACAGUAUGAUCAAUCUCUUAUUUAUUUACUUAAAUCUGCCAGACUGAAUACAGAUCAUGCAGAUACAUUUCUGUAUUUAGGAAUGAUUUUCCAAAACUACAAGCAAGAUUUGGAUAAGGCUAAAAGAUGUUAUGAAAAAGCUUUUAGUCUUAAUAAUAUUGACUUAAAUAUUAUCAAGAAUUUAAGUGAUCUUUACAUUAAAAUGGAACUCUUGGAUGUUAACUUUGAUUUAUUGAGUAAAGCAAUCCAAAAUGUACAAAUGGAUUUACCAUGGAUUAAUUUUCGUUUGGGGCUUUAUUAUAUUAAUAAAAGAGAAUGGGAAAAUGCUAUUAUUCAGUUUCGAAAAGUAAUUAAUGCUGAACCUAAAAACACAAUUGCAUUUCAGUGUUUAGCAGAUGCUUAUUAUUCAAGAGGAUCCUUCACAUCAGCAUUAAAAGCGUACAACAAAGUUAUAUCAAUGAAUCCCAAAAAUAUAUUGCAUUGUCUUACUAGAAUAGGUUAUAUUAAUUCUUUAUUGACACAGUAUGCAGAGGCAAUUAUAACAUUUGAAAAAGUGUUGCAAAUAGACCCUGACUCUUUGUUAGCUCUAAAAGGCAUAGCAGAAACUUGGAUGAGAAUAGCAAAGAAAAAAUUUACUGCCAAACUUUAUGGUAGUGCCAGAGAUACUGCACAAUAUGCAAUUAAUUAUUUAAUCAGGGCAUUAACUGUAGAAAAGUCUUUUUUAUGCAUAUGGAAUUUAUUAGCUAAUGCACUAAUAUUCAUAACUAAAUUACCAAAUGAAUACUGUUAUGUUGACAUGAAAAAUUCAUUCAAUGAUGAUGACACAGUAAGAAAGGAUAAGUUUGACAUCUAUCCCCAAGCAUUAGCCUGCUUCACCAAGAUAGCAAAACAAAAGCCGCAGUUAGCCUCGUAUGAUUUAGCUACUACUUAUCUUGAUUAUUAUCAAGCAACAGACGAAAUUGUAAAUUGUCAUAUUGCAUUUAAACUAACUGUAGCCAACAUUAAAACUAAACCAAGCUCUUGGAGAAACUGGAACCUACUUGGAAAGAUAUGUAUUUUUAAGAAAAGAUACGAUUUAGCCCAACAUUGCUUUAAUAAGGCAUUGCCGAUAACACCCAAGAGUGCUGUGGCAAAAAUAUGGUGUAAUUUGGGCACAUUGUAUGUCAAGUUAGGACUUCAUAAAUUGGCCAAUUAUUGUUUUUGGCGUGGACAAUCAACUCAGCUGUCUUAUCCUCAGAGCUGGAUUGGUCAAGGGUUGAUAGCUGAAGUUAUUCAAGAAGAAGAAGCUAUGGACCUUUUCAGACAUGCCUGUCGUCUAGGUUACCACCCUCAGUGUGCUAUGGGAUAUGCUGACUGGGUGUGCAGGACAUUAAAAGACGAUACUUACAAAAACAGCUCUGAGUUAAAAUAUGUUAUUGAAGGUUUAUACGCAAUACCAUAUGCUAUGGACUUAGUUCAGUGGUUUAUAAGAUUUGAGCCAAAGAAUGCUUAUGCUUAUAAUACUCUCGGUAUCCUGCAAGAAAGAAGUGAUCUUUUGUGUUCUGCAUUAACUUCCUAUCAAAAAGCAUUUCAAUAUGCAGAUAAUGACAAAAAAAAUAUUAUCCUUCUUAAUAUUGCAAGGACUCUUCUGAGACUUGGAAAAUAUGAUGAAGCCAUUGUGACUUUCAAAGAAAUUUCUGAAGCAAGUUUCAAUUCGGCUUGUGGUUUAGCUCUUGCUCUUUUCAAAAAAGGUCUUUAUGAAGAAUCAUAUUCAGCAUAUGAUACUGCUCUGCACUGGCUCUGUGCUAAUGAUGAUGAAAAGGCAAAUCUUCUGGUAGCUAUGGCUGGCAUAGUAUACAUGUAUAAAGGCAUUGAUGAUGCAAAAACACUGCUAUUUCAUAGCAUUCAGGUUUCACAGACUAAUCCAACACCAUACAGCUUGUUUGCUAUAUGUUCAUUAGGAAUCAUACAUUCAGACCAAGGACUAUCUAAAUUGGCCAUAUGUGAGUUGCAGAAAUAUGAAAAAGAUAGCAACUUUGGAUAUGAUGUAGGUUUCCUGAAAUCUUAUCAUGCACUUAAUGAUGAUAUCAACAGAGCCAUUAAAUUGUUGAGCGAGUCACUCCACGAUCAUCCUAGUAGUACAGAAUUAUGGUUUUGCAUGGCACAAUAUUGUUUACAGGCAUCUGAUACAAAAGCAAAGAUAGCAAGUUCCUGUGCUAAAAGAGCAUUAAGCUCAAUGCAUGAUCAAAAAAAUGGCAAAGAAACAGCAAAAAUGCUUGCCACAGCUAGUAUUGCUGAACAUGUAGCAGGAAACAAAUAUAAAUCACAGCUGUUAGCAAAAGAUGGGCUUCACAUGUAUCCAUGGCAAUCGGAAAUUUGGGCAGCAUUGGUUUUUUCAAUUUUAACAAGCAAGUUGUCUGUUGAGAGGAAAAAAUGGAUUUUAAAUGUUGCUGGACAUAUGAGAAAAAAUUUAGAUACAAGCAGAGGUCUGAAUAGAUGGAUUAACCUGUUAGAGAAAAAGUUAAGCAGAUAGAUUAAAGUCAAUAAUUAAUAAGUUAUUAAUAUUAUAAAUGUAAAACUUUUUAAAGAUACAGCAAACAUUCAUCAAUCUAUCUCCUGAAUUCUGUUUAUUACUUAUCCCUCUUUACACUCUUAUUGCAUUUAAGGCUGUAUUUUAAUCUCAGUAAAUACUUUUUUUGUUGCAAUAAUUAUGUUAAAUCAUUAUUACUACAAAA